GUUUCUAUUCUGUAUAAAAUGACAAUCCGAGGACAAAUACGAAAGAGGCCAUUUCUUCGUUCCUUAAGGUAGUCGUUCAUCUAAGAGACGGAAAGCCAGUCCUUACGAUUGAUGGAGAACCCCCUUUACAGGGAUUAAGGACAUAAUGAACAAAAAUGUGUUCACGCUAUUGAUAAGUAGCUGUUUGAUGUUCCCGGGGACCAAGUUGGAAACGCCAAAUGAUUGUGAGUUUGAGACUGACUUGUGCAACUGGUCGACAGAGGAUAGAAUUUACACUGAUACGUUUGGCAGAGUCAUUACGUUCUGCGGGAUUGGCGGGGAUUUGAAAAACUGCUACAGCACAGAGAGCAUUCACUCAGCUAUUCCAUUUGAAAUAAAGACAAUUGAUAAUGAGACCACAGCGCUCUUUGGUUUUUCAAAAGAUCUCGAAGGGAAAAAUUAUUCGUACACAGACAACAAGUUUUUGUACAGGGAUGGUAGAGGAACAGAAGACAAAAGUACCAACAUUUUAUAUUCAGUUCCUAUUUCGGCCUCCCCUACAGACCGCUGCUUGAAGUACCGGUUCCUCCUGGUAGGAUCUGUAUAUCUCACCGUCUCUUAUCUCACAGACUUUAACGACUUAUAUUUAGAUGUACCGACAGCUGCUCAUGCAUCAUUUGAAAGUCAACACUUUACCCACGGAUACACCAGCUUGCCGCUUCUGAGAGAGUUCAAGGUGUGUUAA
This is a messenger RNA of Ostrea edulis (European flat oyster), 724 nucleotides long. RefSeq lists its product as uncharacterized. NCBI's taxonomy places the organism in Eukaryota, Metazoa, Mollusca, Bivalvia, Ostreida, Ostreidae. The coding region runs from base 146 to 724 and encodes 192 amino acids. The record is from RefSeq and is a predicted model, not a curated record. The transcript is spliced from 4 exons.